CUGUUUUCUUGAACAUUCAUGGAUGAUUAUUUGAAUGGUACAUACAUAACUCUGAGCGGGUAUGUUGAAAUGGAAAAAUACAGAUAUUUGUAUUUCACUGUUAUGUUUUCAGUGUAUAUCUUAAUAAUCUGUAGUAAUGCUACUAUUGUGUACCUGAUCUGGAUCCACAAAAACCUCCAUGAGCCGAUGUACAUCUUCAUUGCAGCAUUACUGUUUAACUGUGUUAUUUACAGCACUACUUUUUACCCAAAGCUUUUGAUUGACUGCCUCUCUAAAAAACAGGUCAUAACAUAUUCAGGUUGUGUAUUUCAAAAUUUUGCAUUUUAUUCUGUAGGAGGUUCAGAAUUCUUGCUGAUAGCAGUCAUGGCCUUCGACAGAUACGUGUCAAUAUGUAAACCUCUCAGAUACCAAACUAUCAUGAGAAAAACUACAGUGAAAUAUCUCCUGGUGUUUGCUUGGGCAAUCCCUCCAUGUCAUCUUGCUGUGCAAGCAGUACUGAAUGCGAAAGCUAAGAUAUGUAACCAUAAUUUGAAAGGAAUAUUUUGCAAUAAUACUAUUUACACAGUUCACUGUGUGAGAUCAAGAGCAGCAACUAUAAUUGGGCUUGCUAUUUUAUUAGAUGUUGCAGUGCUUCCAAUGCUCUUUACAGUUUUCACAUAUACAAAGAUAUUUGUAAUGGCUUAUCAGAGCUGUAAAACAUUUAAGAGAAAGGCUGCUGAGACUUGCUUACCACAAUUGUUGGUUUUAAUUAGCUUUUCUUAUUUGUGUGUAUAUGACAUAGCCAUAGCUCGAGUGGAGUCUGAUUUUCCAAAAACUGCACGCUUUAUAAUGACACUGCAGUUGUUUCUCUAUCAUCCUUUACUUAAUCCUUUCAUAUACGGGCUCAAAAUGAAAGAAAUUUCUAAACAUCUGAAGAGGCUGUUUAGUUUAGGCAAAGUCUAA
Molecule: messenger RNA, 942 nt
Organism: Fundulus heteroclitus (mummichog)
Lineage: Eukaryota; Metazoa; Chordata; Actinopteri; Cyprinodontiformes; Fundulidae
Product: olfactory receptor 13C2-like
Exons: 1
Coding region: 19-942 (307 amino acids)
Biological process (GO): G protein-coupled receptor signaling pathway
Cellular component (GO): membrane
Molecular function (GO): G protein-coupled receptor activity; olfactory receptor activity
Source: RefSeq, a predicted model, not a curated record